Molecule: messenger RNA, 831 nt
Organism: Paraphaeosphaeria sporulosa
Lineage: Eukaryota; Fungi; Ascomycota; Dothideomycetes; Pleosporales; Didymosphaeriaceae
Product: putative tyrosine-protein phosphatase
Exons: 2
Biological process (GO): dephosphorylation
Molecular function (GO): phosphoprotein phosphatase activity
Source: RefSeq, a predicted model, not a curated record
GUUGCACCCUCCCAACCCUCGCACCCGGACUUCCCACCCUUCCAUAAUAUCCCCGGGCUGUCGAACUUCCGCGACAUCGGCGGCUGGCCCAUCUCCUUCUCACGCGGCCCGCCACACCACGUCCGCAAAGGUAUCCUCUUUCGCGGACCGGACACCAGCCGCAUCACACCAGAGGGCGAAGAAGCGCUGCGACAACUGGGCAUCAAAACCGACUUCGAUCUCCGAAGCAAGGAGCAAAUCAAGAAGACUGGCGGGUAUAAGGAGAUCGCUGGUGUUGAGCGCAGAUGGACGCCUGUGUUUGACGACGAGCAGUAUACGGAGGAGGCAGCGAAGAGACGGUACGAGCAGUAUGCCGGGGAGGAGACCGAGGGCAUCGUGACGGCGUUCGUUGAGAUUCUUACCGCGGGCGCGCCGAUGUUUCGCACGGUGCUGGCACAUGUGCUCGAUUCUGCUGUGGGUGUAUCGCCACCUCCUGCAGUCUUUAUGCACUGCACGACCGGAAAUAAUCGCACAGGCGUGUUCAUCUCAAUGUUGCUGUGGCUUCUCGGUGUCGCGCCUGGAGUCGUUGCGCACGAAUACGCUCUCUCUGAAGCGGGGCUUGCGCCCACGCGACAUGUCAACGUGGAGCGGCUGCUUAAGAAGGGUGCUUUCCAACAGCACGGACCUGAAGAGGCCAGAAGAAAGUGCGAGCGCAUGGUUGGUGCGCGCGAGGAGAGUAUGGAGGCGCUGAUCGCUGAGGUGGAGAAAAUCUGGCAGGGCCCGGAGGGCUACUUCAAGGCUGAAGUAGGCAUAUCCGAUGGAGAAAUUGAGCGCCUGCGAGAGUUGUUCAAA